AUGGCAACAUCCUUUAAAGAUAGAACAAAUGAGUUUCAUUCUAUGUGUGAACGUAUCCGUUCUCGUACCAACGUACCGACCUCAAUUCUAGAAAGGAGAGCAUUAUUGUCAUCUCCCGAGCCUUCACAUUCUUCAUUAAGCAACAAGAAAAAGACGUCUCAUGCUCGUUCUGAGUUUUCAAUGAUGGCAGUUGAAAUCAGUAGACAAAUCACAAACACCGCAGCUAAAUUAGAGAAAUUGACCAGAUUGGCUAAAAGAAAGACUUUGUUUGACGAUAAACCUGUUGAAAUUAGUGAAUUGACAUUUAUAAUUAAACAAGAUAUUGCAAAGCUAAACAAACAAAUCGCUAUGCUUCAAGACUAUACGAAAAAUCAGAAACAAGCAUCGAAACAGGCAUCGGAGCAUACUUCAAAUGUUGUUGUUGCUUUACAAAGUAAAUUAGCUGAUACAUCCAUGUGUUUUAAAGAUGUCUUGGAAAUAAGAACUGAAAAUAUGAAGAUGACAAAAGAUAAACGAGAUCAAUUUUUAUUUUCGGCAGCAGAGCAAACGACAGACCCCACAUUAGCAAAUUCACCCUUGAUGAAAUCCCGUCGUCGUGGGUUGGAAACGACAGCAGUAACACCACAACAGAAUGUUGUUUUACAAGAGGAGGAGCCACAGGAAUCAACUUUAUCCCUUGGAAUACCCAUGAUCACUCAACAGCAACAACAGGAAAUGAUGGUGAUGGAACAGGAUAGAUAUAUCGACAAUCGAUCCACUGCUAUAGAGAGUAUUGAAAGUACUAUUGCGGAAUUGGGUGGCAUUUUCCAACAGUUAGCUACAAUGGUAGCAGAACAAAGAGAAACAGUGCAGAGAAUUGAUCAGAAUACAGAUGAUAUAGAAAUGAAUGUCAUGGGAGCACAACGGGAGCUACUGAAAUACUACACAAGUAUUAGCUCAAACCGUUGGCUGAUAGCCAAGAUCUUUGUAACCAUUGUACUCUUUUUCCUACUUUUUACAUUUAUCAUGUAA
Molecule: messenger RNA, 1011 nt
Organism: Mucor mucedo
Lineage: Eukaryota; Fungi; Mucoromycota; Mucoromycetes; Mucorales; Mucoraceae
Product: t-SNARE
Exons: 5
Coding region: 1-1011 (336 amino acids)
Biological process (GO): endoplasmic reticulum to Golgi vesicle-mediated transport; intracellular protein transport; vesicle fusion
Cellular component (GO): SNARE complex; endomembrane system; Golgi membrane
Molecular function (GO): SNARE binding; SNAP receptor activity
Source: RefSeq, a predicted model, not a curated record